AAAAACAAUCCUGCAAACGCUGAAAUCAUGAAUAUUAAUGACGUAAUGUGACGUCCUCCACUACGGAAGGCAAAUGAUCUCAGCUGCUUAUGAAUAUGCAUUACGUCACGGGACUGGGCGCUCUUAGAACUUCGGUUACCAAGCAACGUCGGCGAGCCUCAAUUCAUAUGCAUGAGCUCAGGCUUCGGGAAGGGCUGCAGCAAGAUGGGCUGACGUCACAGCAGGAGGAGAGCCGAAGUGAGUUGGGCCACUUUUCUCCAUCCUAGCGAUGAUGGCGUCCCAACACCCAUGAUCAAGCAGAAAAAGAAGAGAAAGAAAGAGAGAAAGAAAGCGAGGCUCCUGAAAGGAUCGCGAUGUUUAUUUUUCACUCGGAUUAAAUUCAUUCUUUAGUUGAUAAUGUCUGGAUCAUUGACUUUGUACUGGCGGUUCGGGUAAGGUGCAGGUGCCUCCAUCCAUCCGUUCAUCUAUCCAUCCAUCCAGCGCAGUGGAGGGCACGGGCCGGGCCGAUGGCUGCUGGGGGAGGCGGAGGAGGAUGCGGGGAGUCGGUGGAUCAUUACCGGGCGGAAGUGGAGCGGCUGACCCGCGAGCUCGCCGAGGCCAACCGCGAGAAGGUCCGGGCGGCGGAGUGCGGGCUCGUGGUGCUGGAGGAGAACCAGACCCUCAAACAACAGUAUGCGGAGCUGGAGGCCGAGCAGGAGACCCUCAGACAGGAGCUGGAGCAACUGCAGGAGGCCUUCAGCCAGGCGUACACCACCCAAAGGAAGGUGGCUGAAGAUGGGGAGACCAACGAGGAGACAUUACUGCAGGAGUCGGCCACUAAGGAAGCGUACUACAUGGGCCGCCUGAUGGAGCAGCAAGCUGAGCUGAAGAGCAGCAGAUCGCAGGCAUCUUGCACGCAGGCCGAGAACGAGAGACUUGGCUCUAUCUUACAGGAACUGAGAGAGAGUAAUGAGAUGUUAGAGCUGCAGAGAAGCCGGAUGAGAGAGGAGAUCAGAGAGUAUAAAUUCAGAGAGGCCAGAUUACUGCAAGACUACACCGAACUGGAGGAGGAGAACAUCUCGCUGCAGAAACUGGUAUCCACGCUUAAGCAGAACCAGGUGGAGUAUGAAGGCCUGAAGCAUGAAAUCAAAGUUCUGGAGGAGGAGACAGCCCUGCUUAACAGCCAAUUAGAAGAUGCGCUACGCCUGAAGGACAUCUCCGAGAGCCAAUUGGAAGAGGCUUUGGAUGCUCUGAAAAGUGAGCGAGAAAUGAAGAACACUUUGCGCAAGGAAUUAGCACAACAUCUAACCGUGUGCGACGGGGCUUUCAGCUCAGGCUGUGCCCAUCUGAUCGCCUUGUGCUCAGCGCCACCUAGUGGCAGCGCAACCCCGACAGCCGCCACCUCGCCCAGCAGUGAGGACGGUGGCAAAUGCAACGGGCAUCUGCUCCAGGGUGCGGCGGGUUCGGUGCUAAACCGACUGAACGGAGAUUUCAGGUCUUCGAGUUUGAGGAAGAGUGAAAUUUUGACCCCUGACCUCUUCAGUGAGCUCAAUGGCCCCGAGAUCCUGAAACUCAGACAACAGAUUCAGCAGGUGGAACGGGAAAAAGCAUCUUUGCUCAUCAGCUUGCAAGAAUCACAGGCUUUGCUCCGUCACACGCAGGGGGCGCUGACGGAGCAGCAUGAGAGGGCCAGUCGCUUGGGCGAGCGGUUCAGAAAACUCCGCCGCCAGCGCAGCAGCAAGGAAAACAAGGAGGAAGAAGAGGGUGAUGAAGAAGAGACAACGUGCAUCCCUGGCGGCCAGGAAGGGCCGAGUCUGGAGUUGCUGCAGUGUAAGUACAGGGUGGCCGUGACGGAGGUAGUCGGACUGAAGGCGGAGCUUAAGGAGGUGAAGGAUAGAUAUAAUGAGUGCGUGGAGGCAAGAGCACGGGCGGAUGAGCAGGGCAAGGCGCAACUGCAGGCGCUGGAGAUGCAAGUGGCAAAGCUGGAGCGCAGCUGCAGGGAAGGCCGGGAGAAGGCGGUGAAUCUGGAACGCGAGCUGCAGGCAGCCAAUAACACAGCCUUCGAGACGCAUGGAAUUCUGGGAACCGCCCAAGAUGAGCUGGCGAUAUUCAGCGAGGAGUUAGCGCAACUUUACCACCACGUCUGCCUGUGCAACAAUGAGACACCGAACCGCGUUACGCUGGACUACUACCGGCAGGGCAGGACCCCGACGCGCAUUUCCACCGCUGGCCUCAAGGGGCAGGAUGACCACCGUGUGCUUCUGACCCCGCGGCUCGCACGCCGCUUGGCGGCGAUUAAUGCUGCAACAUCCGCCGAGUCGCGUAGCCCGUCUGACUCACCAUCCAAAGAACCUCUCACUGCUGAGCAGAGCCCGGUCAGGACGCCACUGGGUUCGCCCAUCGUUAGUGCCUCUUCCUCGUCAUCAUCGUCAUCCCCAGCGCCCGAGUCAGCCACGGGUUCAGAACUGCGCCGCGAACCCACCAACAUCCACCAUCUCAACGCCAUCAUCCGCGACCAGAUCAAGCACUUGCAGAAGGCGGUGGACCGCUCGCUCCAGCUGUCCCGUCAGAGAGCGGCUGCCAGCGAGCUCGCCCCGCUGAUGGACAAGGACAAAGAGGCCUGCAUGGAGGAGAUUCUCAAGCUCAAGUCCCUCCUGAGCACAAAGAGGGAGCAGAUUGCAACCUUGCGCCUUGUGUUGAAAGCCAACAAGCAGACGGCUGAGGGGGCCCUGGCCAACCUGAAGAGUAAAUACGAGAACGAGAAGACCAUGGUGACGGAGACCAUGAUGAAGCUGAGGAACGAGCUGAAGGCGCUGAAAGAGGAUGCAGCCACCUUCUCUUCCCUCAGAGCCAUGUUCGCCACACGGUGUGAUGAGUAUGUGUCUCAGCUGGACGAGAUGCAGAGACAACUCGCGGCGGCAGAGGAUGAGAAAAAGACGUUAAACUCUCUCCUCCGCAUGGCCAUCCAGCAAAAACUCGCCCUCACGCAGAAACUGGAGGACCUGGAGUUCGACCAAGAGCAGACGCACCGGACCCGCGUGGGAAAACCAUCCCGGCUGAGGAGCGGCACACCCAAAGUAAGUGGAACGCCAGUCCCGCCCCUUCCCGACACUCCUUUGACAAUUACCGAGGUCCUUACGGCAGCAGCCGCCAUCACCUCGCCCACCACACCCCCCUUUAUGCCCACCCAGCCUUCUGCCCCAAGCAGCCCGCCCUCGCUGGAGGCCCCGUCGUCACCCGCAUCGUCCUCCUGGACACCGUCAACCAUGCCGUACAGCCAUUGGACCAUGGGCGUCCGGGCGUAUGUCGUCGAGCCGCACACUUACACCCAUCUACCGACUCAUACCUCCAUCCUGGCCCGUCGCUAUGCAAGCGAGUCGCACUAUUCCCCAGGCUCCGCCCCUUCCUCGCCCUACCGCUCCCCCCUUUUGGCCAGUCGCCGCUCCAUGUGGAGCUCGUCCCAAUCUCGCCCCCUUCCCAGCCACUUCCAGCGCUCCACGUCUCGCUACACGCCCCCCUCGUCUACCUACACCCCUUUGUAUCCCAGAAACUACAGUUCCCAGCAUCCCCGCUACUGACGGGUGCCGCAGAGAGGAGGACACACUGGUUUCUGUUUUGAAUGUUUCGUUUUUUUUUUUUUUUUUUUACCUCAGGGAUUUAAUGGAGCACAAGUGGCCCGGCCUUCUUCAAAAGAGACUGUUGAUCAGUUCUCAGGACACUGUGUUCUGUCCCAAUCUGAGAGCACGUGGACUGUUCAAGUACACGUCCGAGAGACUCAACAGGACAUUACAUUGAAAGAAUCAGCUUUUGUUUGGGGUUGUUGGCGUGUAUCAGGGUGAAUGUGUAAUUGUCACAUGAUAGAUGGUUUUUGAACACUAAAACCUUCGCUGCGUGUCUGUCAUUAUUCGUUCGUACGGAGAGUCAAUUAAGCAACAAGAUUUUAUAUGAAAUGCCAAUUUCAGUUUAAUUUUGGUUUAGGUUGUGUAUAAUCUGAGAAAACUGGCUAUGUUCGGAAUGGAACACUAGUGUACUGCAUACUGCAUCUAGUGCAGUAUAUAAUAGGGUUGUGACGAGAUCUCGUGCCAUGAGAUUGAAAUAUGACAAGAUUUCUCGUCGAGAUGAAAAGCUGUCUCGUGAUAUUGCUAUGACGGAGUGUGAGGGUGAAAUUAGGUUAGAAUAUACCACCGCUACGUUUACAUUAUGCCUCCACUGUCAUUUAGAUUUUUAUAGAAAUAAAAACCAUUUAAUUCAGUUGGAUAACGGUCACUUUAAUCCCAUUUGUCGUACGUACUGCAGCAGGAAUCAGAGUUUAGUAAUCACGUGAUGUAAGUGACGAGAUGACUGACAAGACCAUGGCGGAGGAUUCGUUGCUCAACAGAGCCUAAAAGCAUCUGACAAAUGUCUUAUCUUGUAGAAUGCAUGCUCAGCACUGUCGCUCCCUAUUCACAGAGUACUAAUUAUAAUUUACUAAUUUAUAAUGUUUUUAUUUCUAUGAUCAAUUUGUGGAAAGGAGUUCAGUUAGGAGGUCAAAAGUUGUAGAAGCUCAUAAUUCAUGUACAGUUCUAAGGUCUGAAGGGACCUUUUGUCAUUGAGGAUUUCUUACAAAUACUGUGUAAAAAUCUCGUCUUGUUUUUGUGGACUCAAUCUUGUCUCGUGAGCUAACCGUCUCGUCAUACCCCUAGUAUAUAAUGUACGCUGCCUACUGUUUUUAAAAAAUAGUAUACAUGCACAUUUCAGUUAACCUGCUUCUACAUUAUCAGUUAUUCUCACUAAGUUGCUUUUAUUUCAGCAAAAGUCUUUUAAUUAUUAUCUUAAGCUUAGUUAGUUUGCAUCCAAUUUUGUUUUAUUUCACUUCAAUGUCUUAACUACUUUCAAAAUUCUGGCUGUGUUCCAAAUGGAAUACUAGCGUUCUACUGUACUUACUGCAUACUGCGCAGUAUUCACUCUAUACUAUAAACAACCGUUUAAAUUAUUUCCUGUUGCAUAAUGCAUUCUGUUAGACUUAAUAUUUUUAUGAAAUAAUGCAACGGGAAAUAUUUAAAAUGGUUGUAUGUUACAUUGACAAAAAAGGAAUAUUGCAGUGUUGUCACAUGACCUCAGUAGGUUGUGUUUAAUUCAGUUAUGUCAAAAAUAUAUAUAUUUUUUUAUUUCAGGUUUGUGUAAAAAUGCUUUCAUUUUUGACUGAUUAAAUAACAAGGAUCAUAUCAGUUAAUCCGACAUUGGAAGGUAAAUCGGGUGCAGUGCAUUAUGGGAUACAGUAUUUCCCUCACUGUGCACUGGUUGUAGUAACUCAUCUGGGUUUUCUAUGUUAGUUACAUACUGUGCACAGUAUGCAUACUGCAGCAUGCUAUUCCAAACAUAGCCAUAAUUGAUGUUGCCACAGUGCCAUCCAGUGGAUAAACAGUAUAAAAGUGGCCCAGCCCAUGUAAUGGUGAAUGUGCAAAAAUUGUUGAGUCACGUUUAUAAAAAUACAAGACACCAUUUUAAUUUACAGUCAGCAUCAGUCUGGGUCAGAUGUGAAGUUGCUCCAGAUAAUGAACUCAUUAAUGUUGUGAGUGCUUACAGGAACCAAUAGUGACACUGCAUUGAAUGUAUGUUAAUGAUGAAGUGAUGCAAAUGUCCAGAUGACUAAAUUCUCAGGGAAAAUCAUUCAUUGUCAGCUGUCUAAAGGUGGCCAUUAACAUUGUACAGUUUAUUUACAGCAGUUGCAUUGAUGUUUUUAUACACUCUGCCUGUUGUUUUUCCCCUUACACAUUCGCAUCUUUGGCAAAACCUCAUUCUCCAGAAUUUAGAGCCAAAUGAGAUGCUGCCAAAUUGAGCAGGAAGUGCCAAAAAGCACUUAGAGAGGGACAUGCAUGGGCCCAAACAUCUGUUAAACGUAUUUUCUGUUCAAAUAUUGCUGUAUUUAAUGAGAGGUGCCUGUGUCCCACCAUUACACAUCUGCACAUCUAGUCACUUGACGUGCCACGCACUGGCCUUCUAGAGCCAAAAUCAGACCCAAACAUCCCUACAAAACAUCACAAAACGCUCGAAGCAUUUGACAGGUAUCGAACCCUCAACCCGACCCAGCCAUGAUUUCCCUGCAUGCCAUUUUAAAUGCAUGUUUCUGCUAAAUACAUUUUCAAUUUUUUUUUUCAAAUAAGUGGUUCAUUCUACAAUCGCUUCAAUUAUUCCUAUAUAAUAUAUUAAAAAUAUAAUUCCAGUUUCUAGUAUAAUAUAUAUAUAUAUAUAUAUAUAUAUAUAUAUA
This is a messenger RNA of Megalobrama amblycephala (Wuchang bream), 6226 nucleotides long. RefSeq names its product protein bicaudal D homolog 1-like. Bases 507 to 3557 code for a protein of 1016 amino acids. Gene Ontology annotation, cellular component: cytosol; Golgi apparatus. Gene Ontology annotation, molecular function: cytoskeletal adaptor activity; dynactin binding; dynein complex binding. Lineage: Eukaryota; Metazoa; Chordata; Actinopteri; Cypriniformes; Xenocyprididae. Gene Ontology annotation, biological process: microtubule anchoring at microtubule organizing center; regulation of microtubule cytoskeleton organization; positive regulation of receptor-mediated endocytosis. The transcript has 7 exons. The record is from RefSeq and is a predicted model, not a curated record.